Molecule: messenger RNA, 2320 nt
Organism: Phaethon lepturus (White-tailed tropicbird)
Lineage: Eukaryota; Metazoa; Chordata; Aves; Phaethontiformes; Phaethontidae
Gene: CDAN1
Product: codanin 1
Exons: 20
Biological process (GO): chromatin organization
Cellular component (GO): nucleus
Source: RefSeq, a predicted model, not a curated record
GGCCAUGAUGGCUCACCUCUCUGCAACCUGCAACCACAGCCAUUUUGCCAGGCUCUUUCAGAAACAGCUUAUCCAGAUGUGUAAAGGUCCUAUUGGAGGUGGUGGCAGCUGGGGAGACACCCCAGACCUGGAUGUCCUUAAUAUGUUGGGUUCUGAUAAUCUGAGCCGUCUGAAGAGGCUGCAGGAAAGAUUUGUCGUUCCCCAGAGCAUCAGAGGACCUUGUCCACCCCCUUCGUUCCCAGGGUGCCAGCAGUUCUUCAGAGACUUCAUCCUCAGCGCAGGAAGUUACCAGUUCAAUCAGCACCUGAUGGAUAGUCUGUGCCUGAAGAUACUCGAACUGGAUGGCCUCACUCUGGUGGAGCAUGAGCACAGUGAUGGGGAAGCAGAUAUGGAUGAACAGGAUGAGAAGAAGCGUUUCACUGUGGUCCUGUUAAGCCUACGACUCCUCGCCAAGUUCCUGGGAUUCCUUGUUUUCUUGCCAUAUCGCACUGUGGAGCAACCAACUAGGGACUUGCAAGACUCUGCAGUAGCGUUAAGAAACCAAACCCUGCCUGUACUGGAUGUAUUAAAGCUUCUGAGACAGUCCAUUCAGGAUCAACGUUCUAUCCUGACUGUUCCUUGGAUUGUGGAGUACCUUUCCCUUGUGGAUCAUAUUGCUCCUUUCCUUGAUUACUACAGGAAAGUAUUUUGUCUCUUGCUGCAUUUAUACAGGUUAAUGGUCCUUUCUGAAGAUAAGGAGAUGAGUUUCCUGAACAAGCUGCUGAUCCUUGCAGUUCUGGGUUGGCUUUUUCAGGUUCCAUCAGUCCCUGAAGAGUUGUUUUUUACCACUGAUGUCAGGCAGGAGGGAUUGAUGAUGGAUACUGUGACAUCUUCUCAGGCUUUGGAUUCUGUUCCCUUGGUGGAUCAGCAGUUACUUUACACUUGUUGUCCCUAUCUUGGCGAGCUGCGGAAACUACUUGCCUCUUUUGUGGCUGGUAGUGGAGCAAAAAAUGGUGGCUUUAUAAGGAAAAUUACUCCCACAGCUGCAGAGUCCUUGGCACCCAAGGCUUUUGUCACACAGCAGAAACUGCAGGUAGAGUUGGAACAGGCUUUCUUCCACAACCAGCCUCCCUCCCUACGGAGAACAGUUGAAUUUGUGGCAGAGAGGGUGGGAUCCAACUGUGUCAAGCACAUCAAGGCAACACUGGUAGCAGAGUUGGUUCAAAGGGCUGAAGUCAUGUUGCAGGAUAGAGUGAAGGAGGAGGAUGCUAAUCAUGACAAGCUGCUUGAAGAGGUGUGCGCUCAUCUAUAUGAGGAAGGGGCCCAGGCACUCGUCAAAGGCAAAGAAUUUUGCCAAAAGAAAGGUCCUGAGGCGGUAAGGGUGUUAUUGCCAGAAGAGACAUCUGCAGCAGUUUUAAGUAGUGCGGAAGACAUUGCAGUGGAACUGGCUACUGAGAAAGCCUGCGGUUGGCUUUCUGCCAACAUUGCAGCACUGAUCAAAAGAGAAGUGAAGGCAACCUUCAACAGAAUGCUGAAAGUCCCAGGACUUCCCUUGCCCGGCGAGGAUGCUCUGGAGUUGAGAAGGGACUGCCCUCCAGGCUGUCAGCACUGUGCUCCAUUUCCUUCCCAAAUCAUCAACGAGAUUAAGGAUGUGCUCUGUGUUGCUGUGGGCCCGCGGGAUGAUGGUGAAGUGAUUGACUACAUCUGGCUGGAGUGCCUGCUAGGAAGAUUGAGUCAGACACUUCGAUGCAGAAAGUUUAUAUGUCCCACAUCAGAACAGCAGCUGGCAAAGUGCACGGUUGAGCUGGCUUCUUUGCUGGUUUCAGAUCGUGUUCCUCUGAGUCUUGGGAUCAAGUCCCCAGAGAAGCGCUCGGAGGGGCUGUGUGUAAAGAAUAAUCUCACCUAUGGCCUUCUAAAACUGCUGCUUUCUGUCUGGAGGGAGGACUUUGGGACACCUGUUCCUGUGCAGCUCAUCUUCAGCAAGAAGAACAUAGGUUAUCUUGCAGAAGUUAAGCAGCGAGAGUGGGAUUUGUUCCUUUUUGUGCUUCGUGGUCUUGUAGAACAUGAACUAAUGAGAAAUAGUGAAAUAGAGAGUUGCUUGCAUAGCCUCAAAGAGCUCCCUUGGCCCUCAGAUUUCUUAAAAGAACUGGAAAUGCUGUCCAGAGUAUUUGUAUCAGAACAUCAUAUAGAAGAGCCCAGGACUAACCCUUGUGAGCUGACCAGACAAUCUCUAGCAACAGGCUGUGACCAAACCCAGGAAUCGAUUCAAGUGGACAAGUUAUGUCAUGCUCAGAAGGUGGUGGCUCUCCUGGUGGCUGCCUCUUCUCUUAACUUAAAGUGA